CAAGGGAGAAAUAACAUUUGUUGGGAUGAGUUUGUCAUGGAUUUGGGGGCCAGAUUCAAGGAAGAUGAUCACAAUGAUAUAGUAGAAGAAUUCAAUAAACUCUGUCAAACAGGAGACUUAGAAGAAUAUGUGGAUAAGUUUGAAGAACUUAAAGGGCUGUUGUUAAGGAAGAGGCCUAACAUGCCUCAGGAGUAUUUCUUGGAUAGCUUUAUUGCAGGACUAAAGCCACAAAUUAAGCCUUUUGUGAAGGCUUUUGCUCCAACAUCAGUAACUAAGGCCAUUAGUUAUGCAAGGUUGCAAGAGCAAACUGUGGAGGCCUGGAGAACUCAAGAUAAAUCCAACAAGCACUCACAACUUCAAUCUAACAUGGGAAGGAAUAAUACACCUUUACUAGCUAAGCCUGAAUCAUCUGCCAAAUCCAGCACUCCAACAGGCUAUCAGGGUGCAUUCAGACCUCAAGGCAGUUACAACACGCCUAGCUCAGCCAAUAAACCAGCCUUCACGCAGAGAAAUCCCAAGUUCAUCCCUGCAUCUGUCAGGGCUGAGAAAAUAGCAAAAGGGCUAUGCUAUUAUUGCGAUAAACCAUUUGAGAAGGGACACAAGUGUGAGAACAGGGAGACUCAACUAUUUCUGGUAGAAGUGCUGGGAGAGGAAGAAGCUGAGCAAUUUGAAUUGGCUGAGGUGGAAGCGAGGGUUGAUAAUGACCCCUCCAUUUCAUUUCAUGCUAUAUAUGGGGGCAAUGGAUACCAGACAAUGAGAGUCACUGGGUUUGUGGGCAAGAAAGCUUUACAACUCUUGAUUGACUCCGGGAGUACACAUAAUUUCAUGGACAGCAAUGUAGCUUGUUAGAAUGAGUGACCAACGCUAGAGGGGGGGUGAAUAGCGUUUGAUCGUAGAAAUCGCAGAAAUAAAAAAUUAAGAACGUG
This is a messenger RNA of Cuscuta campestris, 926 nucleotides long. NCBI's taxonomy places the organism in Eukaryota, Viridiplantae, Streptophyta, Magnoliopsida, Solanales, Convolvulaceae. The record is from the annotation of a GenBank genome assembly.